CUGGCUUUCAUAGGCAGUUGCAGCUGGCUGGUAACGGUGGUGGUUGGGAGCGCUGCAGAUUGGGGAGCUCGCUCUCUUCUUUGCAAUAAGCAUCUUUGAGAUAAGCGCUUCCCAGCCGACAGCGUUCCAUUUUUUUAGGGUUGGGGUCUCUGAGUCUCCCAAAAUGGCCGGCAAUCGAGAUUGUGCUAUGGAGCAGCUGAAACACUGGCAAGAGCAGCGAGGCUCGCAGAAAGCCGAUUGCUUAACCACAGGAGCAGGAAUCCCAGUGGGAGAUAAGCUGAAUCUUAUGACUGUUGGUCCAAGAGGCCCACUCUUGGUUCAGGAUGUGAUUUUCACCGAUGAGAUGGCACACUUUGACCGAGAAAGGAUUCCUGAGCGAGUUGUGCAUGCCAAAGGAGCCGGAGCAUUUGGCUAUUUUGAAGUGACUCAUGAUAUCACCAAAUACUGCAAAGCAAAGGUAUUUGAGCAUAUAGGCAAAAGAACUCCAAUGGGUAUUCGAUUUUCAACUGUUGCUGGAGAAUCAGGCUCAGCUGAUACAGUGCGUGACCCUCGAGGCUUUGCAAUGAAAUUCUAUACUGAAGAUGGAAAUUGGGAUCUUGUAGGGAACAACACUCCCAUCUUCUUCAUUAGAGAUGCAAUGCUGUUUCCAUCUUUUAUCCAUACCCAAAAGAGGAAUCCACAGACACAUCUGAAAGAUCCAGACAUGGUAUGGGACUUCUGGAGUCUUCGCCCUGAGUCUCUGCAUCAGGUAUCAUUCCUGUUCAGCGAUCGUGGCAUUCCAGAUGGGCAUCGUCACAUGAAUGGCUAUGGGUCACAUACUUUCAAGCUAGUGAAUGGUUGCGGCAAUGCAGUAUACUGCAAAUUUCAUGUAAAGACUGAUCAAGGAAUUAAAAACCUUCCUGUCAAAGAAGCAGAAAGACUGGCUUCUGAAGAUCCUGACUAUGGCCUGCGUGAUCUUUACAAUGCGAUUGCUAAUGGAAACUUCCCCUCUUGGAGUUUCUAUAUCCAGGUUAUGACAUUUGAACAAGCUGAGAGGUUUCCAUUUAAUCCCUUUGAUGUAACAAAGGUUUGGCCUCACAAAGAUUAUCCUCUCAUUCCUGUGGGAAAAGUUGUCUUAAACCGAAAUCCUGUCAAUUAUUUUGCUGAAGUGGAACAAAUGGCCUUUGACCCAAGCAACAUGCCUCCAGGAAUUGAACCUAGCCCUGAUAAAAUGUUACAGGGUCGUCUUUUUUCAUAUCCGGAUACCCACAGACACCGCCUGGGACCCAACUACCUUCAAAUUCCUGUAAAUUGUCCAUACCGAGCUAGAGUGGCCAACUACCAGAGAGAUGGGUUUAUGUGCAUAUCUGAUAACCAGGGUGGUGCCCCAAACUAUUACCCAAAUAGUUUUACUGGCCCUGAAGAACAGCCCAUUAUGAAGGAGAGCCGUAUAUCUACUUCAGGCGAUGUACAACGCUUUAAUAGUUCAGUUGAGGAUAACGUCUCUCAAGUACGGGACUUCUUUGUCAAAGUAUUGAAUGAGGAAGAGCGCAAGAGACUUUGUGAGAACAUUGCUAACCAUCUUAAGGAUGCUCAGCUUUUCAUUCAGAAGAAAGCUGUGAAAAACUUUAUGGAUGUUCAUCCUGAUUAUGGUAAAGGCAUUCAAGCCCAUCUGGAUAGACACAAUGCCAAAGAAAAAGGAAAGGAUCAAAUUCAUACUUAUGCACAAAGUUCAUUCCCUGGAAAGGAGAAAUCUCAUUUGUAAAUGGCAUAAUCUGUGAUUACUUGCCACAGUGGAAAUCUUUAUCUGAAAUCCGUCCAACUGGAAAAUGAGCUGGAAAAGGCCUUACGUAUAAUGGAAUUGCCUUCUAUGCUGUUAGCUGCAGUAUAAAACCAAGCGUGCUUCUGAUUUUAAAAACAAAUUGAAUUAAUCAUAUAGAUUAUUAAUGCUGAAUCUAUCCUGACAAUUCCUUUGAAAUGUUACAUCUGAAAUACAUUAGCAUAAUAACUUUGUGUUUAAUUUUGCUUAUUAAUAUGUUUUAUUCUUAUGAUUGAUCUUGCAUUUAUUUACCAAAAGAACAAUUGCUGUGAUCGAUACCUUUUAUUGGCCGUGCUGGUAUUAGUAUUAUAACAAAUUCUUUUCAAAUGGAUAUUAGCCAUUAAAGAGCAAAUGUUAAGAAAUAGACAUGGAUGCAAAUCUUUUUAACCGCAAAUCUCUACAUAGUACAUUUAAAAACUAUUAUAAAGUACUUGAGGGAGAAUAGGUUUCAGUGUGAAAGUUACCUGUGCUAUGAAAGCUUUAUAUAUAGUGGUAUUAUGUUCUAAGCUGUUAGCCGCAAUACAAAAACAUUCAAAUUUGAAGAUCCUUUUAAAAAGAAACUAUAUAGAUUAUUCAUGCUGAAUCUGUGUUGACACUAACUCUGAAAUGGCACAUCUGAAGUAGUAGUGUCCCAAUUUUGUGCUUAUUUUUGCAUAUUAAUCAAAGCAUGAUUUGUAUUGUAACAAAUCUCACAUUUAUUCACCAAGAGAAUAUAAUAUCUUUUAUGGGUAAUGCUGACAUUAGUAUUAUAACAAGUAAAUGAAAUCCUUAUUAAAUAGAUACUAACAAUUAGAGCAAGUUUAAAGAAAUAUACGUUGUAUAUGAAUCUUUUUAACAGAAAACCUCCAUUCACAUAGUACACUUGAGAAUAAUUAAAAUGCUUGAGAGGGAUUAUGUUAAGUGCAAAUUAUACUUGUUCUUGGGCUAAUCAUUUCUUUUGUUGGUUCGGGAUGGAUUACACACAAAAAAAUUUGGAACGUUCUUAUAAAGCUUAUUCUACAAUAAAAUUCUCAUAAAACGUC
This is a messenger RNA of Python bivittatus (Burmese python), 2820 nucleotides long. RefSeq names its product catalase (gene CAT). NCBI's taxonomy places the organism in Eukaryota, Metazoa, Chordata, Lepidosauria, Squamata, Pythonidae. Gene Ontology annotation, molecular function: heme binding; catalase activity. Gene Ontology annotation, cellular component: cytoplasm; peroxisome; mitochondrion. The record is from RefSeq and is a predicted model, not a curated record. Gene Ontology annotation, biological process: response to hydrogen peroxide; hydrogen peroxide catabolic process.